This is a messenger RNA of Lodderomyces margitis, 702 nucleotides long. RefSeq lists its product as uncharacterized. Lineage: Eukaryota; Fungi; Ascomycota; Pichiomycetes; Serinales; Debaryomycetaceae. The transcript has a single exon. The record is from RefSeq and is a predicted model, not a curated record. Gene Ontology annotation, cellular component: mitochondrion. The coding region runs from base 1 to 702 and encodes 233 amino acids.
AUGAUUCAUCGACUAUUGCUGAGAAGGUACUACAGCUCAACUCAACUAGUGGGAGAUGUGGGCCAGUAUUUGAAACAAUGCAGGAUAAAUGAAGUUAAUACCAACUCGACGGUCUUUCGAGGUACAUUGUACGAGUUCCAUGUCAAACACCUACUUGAAACAAAGUUGCAGGCAAAGAAUAUGGUUCGGUGCGGUGGAGCAUAUGAUAACGGAAUAGACAUUAUCGGCCAAUGGGACCUUACACCGUUUUACAAAGAGUCUUUGAAGAUUAACAGUAUCGAGCAGAAAAUUAGCAGCUCUUCUUUACUCAACUAUACCGCAGGAUCUUCUGCCAAACGACCCAUUUCGUUACUGGAUGAUAUACAACUAGUGGUUCAAUGUAAGAAUACGAAAAAGAGACUAGGUGCCGCCGAAGUACGACAGUUGUCAGGUACAUUAGAAUAUCAUAAGUUCAACAAGAAAAAGACGUUUAUGUUGAUGGUGAGUCCGCAUCCACUUACAGCACAAGGUAUCUCCCAAUUGAAUAAAUCGACUUAUCCAAUGAUAAAUUUAGUUGUUUCACCAUUGAAAAAUAAAAUUGAUCACUAUGAUUAUGCGAGUUGGGAAGGCGGGAAUUUAUCGUCGGUUUAUUUCAAUCUAGCAGCGACGAAGCGAUUGAGUGGAUUCAGAAUGGAUCAUCAAUUGUUACUGUUGACUAAUUAA